AUGCAGACGACAAACAACGGCUCUGAUUCGGCGAUGGCCACAUCAGCCGGAACAACUCCACCGUUGCAGCAAUCCACACCGCCGCCGCAGCAACAGCAGCAACAGUGGCAGCAACAGCAGCAAUGGAUGGCGGCGAUGCAGUACCCCGCGGCGGCUAUGGCGAUGAUGCAGCAGCAGCAGAUGAUGAUGUAUCCUCACCAAUACGCUCCGUACAACCAAGCAGCUGCGUAUCAGCAGCAUCCUCAGUUCCAGUACGCUGCUUAUCAGCAGCAGCAUCAGCAGCAGCAGAAGAGCCACCAAAAUCAGAAUCAGCAUCAGCGUGUUGGAUCUGGUGGUGGAGAUGAUGUCAAGACUCUCUGGGUUGGUGAUCUUCUUCAUUGGAUGGAUGAGACUUAUCUCCACACCUGUUUCUCUCACACCAAUGAGGUUUCUUCUGUGAAAGUGAUACGAAACAAGCAAACAUGUCAAUCAGAAGGGUAUGGCUUCGUGGAGUUUCUUUCACGUUCAGCAGCUGAGGAAGUUCUUCAGAGCUAUAGCGGUGUAACAAUGCCGAACGCAGAGCAGCCUUUCCGUUUAAACUGGGCGUCUUUCAGCACCGGAGAGAAGAGAGCAUCUGAAAACGGUCCUGAUCUAUCCAUAUUCGUAGGAGAUUUGGCUCCAGACGUGACUGACACUGUACUGCUCGAGACUUUCGCUAGAUACCCGUCUGUCAAGAACGCGAAGGUUGUGAUCGAUUCCAACACCGGGCGUUCCAAAGGUUACGGCUUUGUCAGGUUUAGCGAUGAGAACGAGCGGUCGAGAGCUAUCACGGAAAUGCACGGUGCUUUCUGUUCAAGCAGGCAGAUGCGUGUUGGUGUUGCAACCCCUAAAAGAGCUGCUGCUUAUGGCCAACAAAAUGGUUCUCAAGCUCUGACACUGGCUGGUGGACAUGGAGGGAAUGGUUCAAUGGGUCAUGGUUCACUUUCUGAUGGUGAAUCAAAUAAUUCAACAAUUUUUGUUGGUGGUCUUGAUGCUGAUGUUACUGAGGAGGACCUUAUGCAACCUUUCUCUCAGUUUGGGGAGGUUGUUUCGGUGAAGAUCCCAGUGGGCAAAGGAUGUGGCUUUGUCCAACUUGGUAACAGGCAGAGUGCUGAUGACGCCAUCCAGAACUUGAACGGGACAGUCAUCGGGAAGAACACUGUCCGUCUUUCGUGGGGACGAAGCCCAAACAAACAGUGGAGAGGAGACUCCGGCAACCAAUGGAACGGAGGAUACGCAAGAGGACAAGGUUACAACAACGGAUAUGCGAACCAAGACUCAAACAUGUAUGCUACUGCAGCAGCAGCUGUCCCUGGAGCUUCUUGA
Microthlaspi erraticum is the source of this 1344-nucleotide messenger RNA. The record is from the annotation of a GenBank genome assembly. NCBI's taxonomy places the organism in Eukaryota, Viridiplantae, Streptophyta, Magnoliopsida, Brassicales, Brassicaceae.